Messenger RNA from Mya arenaria, 2890 nucleotides. RefSeq lists its product as uncharacterized. Gene Ontology annotation, cellular component: chromatin; nucleoplasm. Bases 337 to 2088 code for a protein of 583 amino acids. NCBI's taxonomy places the organism in Eukaryota, Metazoa, Mollusca, Bivalvia, Myida, Myidae. The record is from RefSeq and is a predicted model, not a curated record. Gene Ontology annotation, biological process: positive regulation of DNA-templated transcription. Gene Ontology annotation, molecular function: ubiquitin-protein transferase activity; zinc ion binding. The transcript has 2 exons.
UAAAAGCAAAAUAUGAGACACCUUAUUAUUAUGACAAUAAUAUUGAACUUUUUCUUCUUCUGCUUUAGAUUUGCAUUGCUAUAUCAAUUGAUCAAAAUAAAUCACAUUUAAUCAAUAUCUUUUGGUUUAUAUAAGACCGAUUUCAUAUCACGCUUAGUUUCUUUUUCCACUAGUGUAUCAUUAAACUUCCUUGUUGAGAAAUUAUCACGCAAAGCACUAUGGGAUAUGUAUAUAGUAGUCAAGGGGAUAACAUGGCUUGAGAUCUUGACAUGAAAAUUUAAAUCUUGUUGGAAAUUGUGACAUAUUGCACGGAAUACUUAAACUUUUUGGUUUAAAAUGGCUUCAAAGCACACAAAGUCCUUCAAAGACUCAAUGUCAAUGGCAUCUGAUUUGAUCCAUGACUUUGUCUGCUCUCCGUGUCAUGAGGACAAGCUUAAUACUGAGGCCAAGUAUUUCUGUGGGGACUGCUCAAAGUACUUUUGUGACAAAUGCCUGACAUUUCACUCCAAACUCUUCAAACAGCAUGUUGUGUUGGGCCGUAAGGAUGUGGACAAGUGGGUGGGGCAGGGUGACGCCCUCAUUUCAUGUGACUUUCACCCUGGUAAGGUCAUUGAACUUCUGUGUGAGGACCAUGCUGAGAUGUGCUGCCACCUCUGUGUGUCCUUGAAUCACAGGAUGUGCAGAACCAUCAGCUUGAUCUCAGACCUGGCUAAGGGUGUAUACAAGAUGACCGAUUUCAAGCAGCUUCCCUCCAAGGUUGCUAAGAUAACUACAAGUCUGAACCAGGUUAGAGAGGUCAGAAAGAAGAACCAAGGCUCAUUAAAGACUUCUGGCAAGUCCAUGCUGACAAAGAUCAAGGACUUAAGGAAGUCACUCAACCAGCUGCUAGAUGAACUGGAGAAGAGGACAGUGAAACAGAUGGACAGCGUCCUGGCUAACCUGGAUGACACACUACAGAAGGACAUUGACUCCUGCACACUCAUACAUGACCAGCUCAAUGCCUUGAUGGACACCAUCCAAUCCCAGGGCAAGGAAGAUGAGUCAAGCUCCUACAUUGGCUUCAGGAAGUCUGAAGAGAAGAUGGCAGAAGCCAACAGCCUGCUCCAGGAGAUGUCCACAAAACCUGAAUUGACCGCCACUUUCCAGCCUGAUACCAGAGUAACACAACUGCUGUCUGAUAUGCAUUCAUUAGGCAAGCUCCAAGGUAAUCAGGAAACACUGACAGGCCAUCAAAUGUCUGACAUGAAGUCUUCUGAGCAGAUCAGGCCAUUGCAUGAUAUAUCAAGGGUUUACACAGUUAAAAACAAAUCAAACUUCUAUGUGAAAAUCAAGCAAGAUACAGAUACAUGUAAUAUAUAUGGUAUUACAGAACUUCCAUCAGGAGAGAUUAUUCUUGUAGAUAACAGAAAUAACAGACUGAAAAUAUUGAACAGGGAGUAUAAGGUAAUAGCCCAAUAUGAUUUCCCUCAACAGCCCGUGGACAUCUGUCAUGUGACUGGUAAUCAGGUGGCUGUAGCAGUAGACUGUGUUAAUCCUGUCAGGCAUGAGGUCCACUUUCUCACUGUGAAAGCUGGCACCAUCAAGAUGACCAGGAAGUUCUCAGUUGAUCAUGUCUGCAUGUCCAUCAGGCACCAUGGGAACCAGCUGUAUGUGGGCUCCUAUACAGCCCUGUACCUCUACACCACUGACGGCAAGCUAGUCAAGAAAAUGUAUGAAGACACAUCAGAAGGGUGGACAGUGGCUCAAUUUGCUAUAAACCAAGAUGGCAAGAGGAUAUACAUCUGUGACACUACAAAUAACAAGAUCAUUACAAUUGACAACAAUGGCAGAAUUCUAGCCACACUGCAGGAUCCAGACAUUGUAAGGCCAUAUGGUGUACAUGUGAGUGAGGGUGGACAUGUGUUUGUGAGUUCAUGGUUCUCCAACACAGUGGUGCAGAUUGACCAGGAAGGCAGGAAGAAGCUGGCCACACUGGUCAGGAUGAGAGAGGGAAUCAACCAUCCACAGGCAGUUUGGUACAGCACCCACACUGGCAGACUGAUUGUGGGUGGAGAGGAAAAUGACAUUCUGGUGAUGGAACUCCAGUAGAGAGACAGUCAGAAAGUCAACAAUAGUUGUAAAAGGUUAAUGAAGUGAUGGAAGGAAAACAUUGAGAGAGACAGAACAUCAGAUGCAAACCAGUAAUAUUACAUAUUGUAACAGUAACUACUUGAAUGUGUAAAUCAUAUUUUAACUGUGUGUAAAUUAAUUCAUAAUAAUCUGUAUGCUAAUCUAGAUUUUACUUAUUAGACUUUCAAAAUAUAUUGAUAAACCAGAAAACCCCCCAGAAAUAGUGUAAAUUUAACAAGUAUGUGUGUUUGUUUAUAUUUGAUACUUGAUAUCUGUAUUUGUUAAAACUUUUUUAAAUUUACAUUUGUAUCAUGCAAAACCUCAUGAAAUGAUUCAAUAUAAUCAAAAAUCAAAUAGCACAAUUUAGUAUCAUCAAAAACAAAUAUUCUAAUUUAGUAUCAUCAAAAACAAGUUAUGUUAGUUGAUGUAUACAUUAUUAUCAUUUAAAUUUCAUAACUGUUGAAAUACAGUACAUUGUAAGAACUUUUUUAAUUUACAUCUGUUUAUUGCACUCAUUGUCUCAUGAAAUGAUUUAAUAUCAUCAAAAACAAAUAAAGUGAUUAACGGUAGUAUCACCAAAAGAAAUAUCCUGAUCUAGUAUCCUAAAAAACAAAUUGUGUUGGUUGCUGGUUAUUAAUUUCUUUACUGUUAUAAAUACAAGUAUUUAAUAUUUUAUACAAUAAUAGAUUGGUUUUAAAAUGUAUAUUAUUAGUUUUAGUGACCCUUGAAAAUUACAUUGACCCAGAAUUAGGCCACACUGUUAAUUGUCACCUUUAUAGUC